UUAUUAUUAAGUGCGUGCAAGAAAAAGAAAUACACGUCGUCGUCGUCGACGUUGUCAACACAACAACAACCAAUCAACGAGUUUUUCACAUCGUCGUGUUGCGUGCACGUGGUUUUUUUUUUUUCAACGAUUAUAAUUAUUAAGUGUGCAAAAAGAAAAAAAAAGAAAAAAAAAGGAGUUGUUUUAUUAAGUACAAGAAAUAUUAAUUAAAAGGAAGAACACGCGUUUGUUUCUACGAGGAGAGAAUAAAAAAAUAUAUAAGAGAGAGAGAAAUAGAAAAAGAAGAAGAAGAAGAAGACAAAAAAAAAAGGAAUUUUUCUUUUACAGUUUGUUCUAUUUUACUUGUUUCAUUUGUUUGUUUCUCUCUUUCUCACUCGUUCAUACCAACCAACACAGCAACGUUGUUUCUCAUCCUUAUCUUACUCUAAUUAAAAUAGAGAAGAAGAAUUUUUACAAGUAUAAUAAAAUUAUUUAAGUGGUGUGAGAUUUUGGUGUGUUCGCGCAAAAGAAAGUGCCCAUCCAGCCAGUCCGGUUGUUUUUAAUAUAUAUAUGUAUAUGUAUGUAUAUAUAUACAUAUAUAUUAAUAUAUAUAUAUUAUAUCAUCGGUCCUAGUGGUUGUGUGUCGUUAUACAGUGCCGUCAAACGAUACCACAACAUCCGAUCCCAAAUGAAGAGUUCGGAGCAAAAUGGUUAGAGAGACACGUCACCUGUGGGUUGGAAAUCUGCCGGAAAACAUCCGAGAGGAUCGUAUAAGAGAGCAUUUCAAACGGUAUGGACGCGUGCAGAGCGUCAAGUUGCUGCCGCGGGGCGAAGUGUGCCCUGUGGACGGAGGUUCCGGUGGUUCCCUCGGGGAGGGCAACGAGGGUGGUUCCGGUUCCAGUUCCGGCAGCGGCGGGGGCGGCGGCAACGGGGGUGGUGGUUCCUCGAUUAACACCGGGGGCGCCUCCGCGACGGUGGCGUUCAUGGAUAUCAAGUCCGCAGCGAAGGCUCACGCGACUGAGCACACUCUGGACGAACGAGCCCUUACGACACAAUACUACGAGCCCCAGCAUCUUCAACAUAGAUUUCCCUCGCACGGAAGUUCGGAGGAUCAUGGCUCGAGUGGCGGCAGUGGUUCCGGAAGUGGAGGCGGAGGAAACGUCGGCGUCGUCGGGGGUGGUGUUGGGGUCGUCGUCGGAAGUAGCGGGAGUAUCGUCGGAUCUGGUGGAGUCGGCGUCGUCGGUGGAGUCGGCGGAGUCGUCGGAGGCAGUGGUGGUAACACAGUUGGCAUUAGCAGCGGCGUCAGCGGCAGCGGUGGCAGUGGCAGCGGGGGCGGCGUUGGCGUCGGCGUCGGCGGCAGCGUCGUUGUCGGUGGCGGUGGCAGCGAAAGUAGUUUCGUCGAGUCCAGGAGCUCACACGUUGGUUCUCACGGAGGUUCCCACGGGGGUUCCCACGGGGGUUCCCAUGGGAGUUUCUACAGCGGAGGCGGGGGUGCCGGGAGUGGAGGCGGUGGCAGCAACGCUGGCAGCGGCGGCGGGGUCGGCGGAGCAGGAAGCGGAGUCGUCGUUGUUCAAGGCCACCCAGUCGAUCCUAAUAGCGGUGAUCCUGGUGGCUACAUACCACGUGGACGUCCACCACCUGGUAGCUCUUACCACGUGACGUCGAGCAGGGCGAGGGAUCGGCUUUACCCGAGGACAGGCCCUUACGGCUCCGGGCCGCCACCCCCGCCCCAUUUAGAUCGUCAUCGGCCACCGUCUUCCUGGUCUUCUGCCUAUGAGUCAGCUGCUUCAUCGAGAUAUGGUAAUGCACCUCCACCACCUUCACCGGCUACCAACGAUUCCUACCAAGAUGAUCAAGGUGGCGGAGGCGUUAGUAGUAGCAGUGUUCACCGACAGCACAAGAAGCAACGUAGAAAAUCUCGAAGCGGUAGCAGCUCGCCGAGCGGUAGUAGCCGUUCCGGAAGUAGCAGUAGUAGUCGAAGCGGCAGUUCCGCUGGUAGCACAUCUGCUGCAAGCACGUCACCAGGAAGCUCACCGCAUCGUACUGGAAAUGCUGUCGCAGUCACCGAGGAUCGCAGGCCAUUGGCGAUCUGCGUUCGGAACCUUCCUGCUCGCAGCAGCGACACUUCCCUCAAGGAUGGCCUUUUCCAUGAAUAUAAAAAGCAUGGGAAGGUCACGUGGGUGAAGGUUGUCGGUGCAGCGGGCGACAGAUACGCUCUGGUUUGUUUCAAGAAACCCGAGGACGUAGAAAAAGCUCUAGAGGUCUCCCACGACAAACUAUUUUUCGGUUGUAAGAUCGAAGUUGCGCCUUAUCAAGGAUACGACGUCGAGGACAACGAGUUCAGGCCAUACGAAGCUGAAUUAGACGAGUAUCAUCCCAAAGCAACUAGGACGUUAUUUAUUGGGAAUCUCGAAAAAGAUGUCACCGCAUCUGAACUCAGGAAACACUUUGAGCAUUUUGGCGAAAUUAUCGAAAUUGACAUAAAAAAGCAAGGCGCUGUUUCGAGUUAUGCAUUCUGUCAGUAUUCAGACAUCGGUAGUGUCGUUAAGGCCAUGAGAUCUAUGGAUGGUGAACACCUAGGUGCGAAUCGUAUCAAACUUGGAUUUGGCAAAUCUAUGCCAACCUCCUGCGUUUGGGUGGACGGAAUAGGAGAUUGCAUGUCGGAAAAAUACCUAAACAUGCAGUUCUGUCAGUUCGGUCCUAUUACGCAAAUCGUUUUGGAUCGUGAGCGUGGCCACGCGUUGGUUAACUUCGAACAAAUAAGCUGUGCUCAGGCUGCCGUUAAGGAAAUGAGAGGAGUCGCACUUCGUGGACGUCGUCUUCAAGUGGACUUCGCUUCCAGAGAAUGUCAGGAAACGUUCUACGAACAUCUGGAACGACAAGGAGUUUCUGGUGAAAAACCUUGGGACACCAGGCCGUCACCGGCAACAACCUUCGAUGUUGCGAUUCAUUACAGGAGGGAACGUAGCAGCUUUGAAUCAGCAGUUACAGUAUCAAAUUCGGGCGGUCGAUUUACGCGUUACGAUACACCCCCAAGAUCAAGGACAACUAGUAGUUACUCUCGUACUUCCGGUGGUGGUAGCACGCCAGGGGCCAGUCCAGCUCAUCCAACGGCGAUGUCUCGUAGCAGCAGACGGUCCUACCAAGAUUCAUACUACGACGGUGAUUACAACGACCCGACGCCACGCAGAUUCCGAAGUUACGACGAAUUCAGCCAAGGAAGCGGAGCCAGCCACGACGAUUAUCAGAGCAGCGUUCUAAGCGACGGCAAACUCAACGACGACGAUUGUCCACCACCCCCGUCGUCACGGAGGCAUACUGUCCAGAGUGUUGUUACCAGCGUGGAACCACCAGUUCCACCACCACCCAUCUUACCUCCGCCCGACAUCAGGCAUCUUCAAAAAGAGCGAGUUCAUUUGUUGGAACAGCUCGAGGAGUGUCACAGCAGCGGCGACGAAGUUGGUUUUGCACCUAAGAAACGAGUCAAACUGGAUGGAAGUUCAACAACUAUACUAUGCGAGGACGAUGAACCUGAAAUAGCAUCCUUGAUGGUAACUUCUCAUUCCGGUAGAAAAGGCAUGGACGUUAGACGCGUAAGUGACAGCAAAGUGGUGGUGCAUCAUAGUAUGAGAAGAAGUAGCUGCGAGGGCAGGGGUCCAGGACCUUGUAAGCGACGUCGAGAUACUUCUAGCAGACAUCACGAGCAUCACGAUGGAUCACGACCAGGAACGCCUCUCGUCGAUGAAAGACCGGAGAACCUUGUGCCGAGUGAACCAAGAAGAUUUCGUGAAAGGAGUCACGAGGGUCCUCUUUCGUUACCUCUGCCAAGGUUCGCGACUCAGAUGCUGAACAACAACAAUACCAGUAACAGCAACAACAACAACAACAAUAACAACAACAACAACAGCAGCAACAGCAACAGCAGUAGCAGCAACGCAAGAUCUAGCAGCAGCAAUUUAAAAGUCACUAGUCCACCCUGUGCCAGUAGUGGGCUCUCAGUUGUAGUAAGCCCUUGUACGGCACCUCAGCCACCAGCCUCGCCACCGCCUAGACAUUUAAGCCUAAGUCCAACGAGUUCCGACAGUGAGACAGCGCCCCAGUCUCCUAGUCUCGAAGAGAGAAUACGUUCCCUCGACGAGAAAUACGAAAAGUGGUCGGGCUCGAGAGCUUUAAGUGCAGCCGGUGGCGAUGCUUUGGCUAAACUUGACGCAAGCGCUUCGGAACGUUUUAGAUUCCGGCAUAAACUUUUAGACAUGGAUCUAAACGAAGUGCAACCAUCGGAUAUAGUGAAAUCGGUUCUCGCGAAAAGGAGUGUGUUCGACGAGGAUUCGAAACGACUCGAGAAUUUCAGUGAAAAAUAUGAACCUAAAGAAUUUACGGGCGUCAUUGGCGUCAGUUCGAUGAUCGGUAGCACGGCUGGGUUAACUUCUAGCGGGGGUUGUACCAGCAAAGUUUGCCUCCAAUAUCCAUUUCCUAGUCAUCCACCGGUGCAACUGACCAGUACCUCAUCUGUUAGCAGUCACAUCGGUGGUAGUAGUACGAUGCUCUCGACGAGCAUGGUUCCGUCAAUGUUAAAAACGACUGAUCCACGCUCGACGAUGCAGCACAAUUGUGUACACCCAACCCCAGCGACACCGAUCACGCCGGGCACGUCGAUCAAAACCGUCAGUCCGGAAUUACCACCAGUUUCUUUACCUAUCGGUCCUGCAACUAGCGGAACGGCAGCAAGCAGUGGUAAUAAUAGCGGUUUAGGGUCGGUCAGUAGCCUUCUUAGUGGUAAUAGUAGUAUAUGUAGUAUUCACAACCUCAGCGCCUCGACGAAUCGAGGAUUAAUUUCUAGUAAUACAGUUUUAAAUAAUUCGUCGUCGUCGUCAUCAUCGUCGUCGUCGUCGUCGUCGUCGUCAGUGACGAUAUCUUCGUCAUCAUCCUCUUCAUCCUCCUCAUCCUCUAUCAUUUCUUCUUCUGUACCUCUUCCUCUUCCUUCUUCUUCUUCUUCAUCAGCUUGUUUAACUUCCUCAUCAUCAGCCUCGAUAUCAGCAUCUUCUUCAGUUUCCUUCUCAGCAACGGCAGCGUCAACAGCAGUAGCAGCAGCAUCAUCAACAACAGCAGCAACAGUAGUAACAUCAUCAUCCGGUGUUACUGCGGCAACGACGAUGAUUUUAACAACAGCAACAUCGACAAUAUCGAUACCAACCAUUUCCUCGUCAGGCACAACACAACAACAACAACAACAGCAAUCGAGCGGUCAAUACCAUCAAUCUUCCUUGACAACAACCGCUUCCUCUUCGGUGCCAUUGUCUUCCACGAUAUCGUCCACGUUCAGCAGUAGCAGCAGCAGCAGCACGUCUUCGUUAUCCUCUUCCUCGGUCGACAUAAUUCGUGCUCGAUUACGAAAAGAGAUUGGCAUAAGUAGUAGUAGUAGUAGUAAUAAUAGUGGUAGUAGUAGUACUGGUAAUAGAGAAAGAAGAGACUCUCGAGAAGGUAGAGAAUCGAAACACAGUAGUAAAAGUAAAGAUUGUCAGAGUCGAAGAUCGAGAAAGGAGGAAAUUGAUCGGAAGGAGAAGGAAGAUAAGGAAACUCCUAGUAGCAACAGCAACAAUUCUGACGUCAAUGAAACCGAUAAUAAUCACAGUAGAGAUGUUAAAGAGACAAAGGAGACAAGGUACGAGAGGAGAGAACGAGAGGAUAAGGAAAGAAGAGAGAAAGACGAUCGGGAGAGACAGGAACGAAGAGAUAAAGAAGAUCGUGACAGACAGGAACGCAAGGAACGAGAGGAAAGAGAAAGAAGAGAAAAGGAUGAGGAACGUAAGGAAAGAGAAAGAUUAGACAAGGAACGUCAGGAAAAGGAUAGGAGAGAACGGGAGGAACGAGAAAGGGAAAAGAAGGAAAGGGAGGAAAAUGAAUUUAGGGAAAAGGAGAGGAGGGAGAAGGAACGGUUGGAACGUGAGAAGAGGGAACGGGAAGAAAAGGAGAGGCAAGAUCGUAGGGAACGCGAGGAAAGGGAGAGAAGGGAUAGGGAGGAACGGGAAAGGAAGGAACGUGAAUUGCGUUUGGAAAGGGAGAAACAAGAGAAGGAACGUUUGAGAAAGGAACGUGAGGAACAGGAAAGGCGAGAUAAGGAAGAACGGGAGAGAUUGGAACGGGAUAGGAGAAGGGAGGAAAAGGAACGCAUUGAUAAGGAGAGGAAACGGGAGAGGGAGGAGAAGGAACGUUUGGAACGAGAGAGGCGGAAGGAGAAAGAGAAAGAGGAACGGGAAAGAUCGGAAAAGGAAAAGCGUGAGAAGGAGGAAAGGGAAAGGUUAGAAAGGGAAAAACACGAACGUGAAAAGAGGAGAGAACGCGAAGAUCAAGAAAAACGGGACAAGGAGAAGGUUGAGCGAGAAAAGAGGAGAGACAGGGAGGAAAAAGAUAAGGAAAAACGUGAACGCGAAGAAAGUAGGCGUCAACCUACCGAUAAUCAUCUUCAUCAAUCGGUUAAUGUACAAUCUCAAAAUCAACAAUCUUCGCCAGCUCCAGUACCGACAAAACGAAGGUUCUCGUCCCAAGAUUGUUCCACCGAAGAUGAUAGCAGCAAACGUAUGAAGAUCUCGGAUCAUCGCAGAGAUAGCAAAGACCGGCCUAGACAAAAUAGAAAAUCUGAGGAUCGUAAACAUCGUAAUGACUCUCAUCGUUCUAGUCGAGAAAGUAGGGAAAGUCGGGAGAGUAAGGAUAGCAGUGGAACCGUUCAAGAUUCUAGGGAAACUACUCACACAGAUAUAAGGGAAUCUACAAGAGAAAAUAGAGAUAAUAAUAGAGAAAGUGUUAAAGAAAAACAAAGGAGUAAAAGAAGAUCGGAAAAAGAAUCGAGAGAACGUAGUCCUAGGGUUUGUCAGGAAGCUGAUAAAGAAUUCCUAUCAAGAUUAGAACUUUCUAAACGUAGCGAAACAAGUUCACCGAACGAUCAAACUUCUACCGGUUCGCAUCAUACGAGAGAAUCGUCACAAUUCCAUCAACAACAACAACAACAGCAGGCUUCGUUGAAUCAACACAGCGACGUUGACGAUGGUCCAGGACACGACAUGCAAGUUGCAAGACAUCCUUCUGCAACUGACACGGAUAGCGACGAGCCUAAAAAACAUUCGAUAUUUGAUAUCGUUGACGAUGAACCUGCUUAUAUCAGUAUGUACGAUAAGGUUAAGGCACGUUCGACCAAAAACAUGCAGAAAAUGGAAGAGAAAAGGCAAGUGCGUUUGAAGGAUAAAUUUUCACAGUUAAAACAAAGUAGAGCUAGACGGGAAGAAAAGAAACAGAGUACAUCUUGGGACGGUGAUUCGGUUAGUAGCAAAGCUUUAACCGAAGACGAGGCAACAUCUGAAUCCGACUCGGCUAGAGCUAAAUCUUUAUCAAGAAAGGGAUCACGUUCGCGGAUUCAUUCGGACACUAGCGAAGAAGAAGAAUCAUUUAACAACAAAGUUCGGAAGAACGUUAAGGCAGAUAGAUUUCUUGAAAGUGACGUUGAUCUUGGAUUUGCUGAUACUGAAGAAAAACAAAAUCCUUUGGAAACCAGUAAUGUUGUUAUUAACAGUGUACAUACCAAUACAAAAGAAGAAGUACGUACUUCUGAUGACGAUGAAAGAGUUUCUUAUCAAACGAGUCAUCCAACGAUAGUCGUUAAUAAUCACGAAAGAGAUUCGCGCAAGAAAUCACAUAAAAAGAAACAAAAACGUCAGAAAAAUUCGGUAUCUAGUGAAGAAAGUUCUAAAUUGGAAUCAACUGAAACUACGGAUCACAAAAAUAAGACUAAUGUUGUUAUAUCGACUGAUACGGAGUGUCGUGCGAAUCAUACAACCGAAUCUGUAACGAUCAGUAGUACACCAACGACAACACCGGUUGCAACUAUUGACAAUGCAGAGGAAAAAUUACGUGCCGAUAAAAAACAAAGAACGAAGAAAGAUAAAAAAAGAGAAAGAAACGGAGAAGACAAGGUCAAAGCGAGAAGAAGGAGACUGAAUAGACAAGAAGCUAGAGAUUCGCAAAGGAUGGAAGCUAUUUUUGGUCCUCUUUCUGAUGACGUUGACGAUCCUCAACCUCCAGACACAUUUUUUGAUAGACUUAGCAAUAUGACAUCUGAAAAUAACGCUUACGUUUCUGACAGCGAUGGUGAACGUAGUCCAGUUUUAGAUGUCGAAAGAGUUAGAAGAAAAACAGAAAAAAAGAGACAGAGGCAUCACCAGGAGGAUGAAAAUAGCGUUGACCUUGCUGAAGCUGGACGAGAAAUCGAAGCUAAACUGUUAGGUCUACCAAACUCACCAAAAUCUGCAGUCGCGUGUACGGAGUCCAAUGAACACGAUGUUUUCCGUUUCACCGAUGACAAUGACAGUGUUGAACCAUCUACUCCCACUACAGUACCUGAAAAGGUUAAAGAAAAGAAAAAGAAACGUAAGAAAUCGAAGGAAGAACGUAGUAGAAAAGAUUAUCAUCACCAUCAUCAUCACCAUCACCAUCAUCACGAAAAAACUGGAGAGUUACCUUAUCUUGGAGCUGAUCCAAGUCCUCCAAGAGCAAGCAGUCCUCUCAUUCCGAAAACGUAUUCUCCAAUUUUGCCAGCUCUCAAAGAAACUCUGUUAAGUCCUAUACCCAAAGUGGUUACGUCAAAUACAUCGACUGUUUCAACUAUCAGUGCUCCCGUUGUAACUGGUGUCAUUCAACCACCAAAGCCUGAAAAGAAGAAAGACAAAUUUAUACCUGGUUUUGGAAUAGAAAUAGAUGAAACUAUUCAUGAAAAUGCGGUCAAAAGUAUCUCGGAACCUGAAGAACGUGAAAGUGGUGGUAAUCAAUCUCGUAACGGCAGAGAUGAAACAGAAACUUCGUCGACAACACCGCCUGCUCAGAAUGAGGAUAAACCAAGGGUUGCUAUAUCACAGGAAGAAACUGAGGAUGCUGUUGCAGCUUUAUUAGAAGAAACUUUCGGCGGCUCAACCGAAGAUUUCUCCUAUGAAGGUGAAGAGGAAGAUAAUGAAGUAGACGGUACAACCGGACCACAAACCGAAGCACCUCAAGAGGAUGUAGAAGAAAUGCAACAGGCGGUGGAAAGUUUGAAUGCUUCGACAGUCGAAGGUGAAGAUCUCAAACCUGAUACACCUACAAGUGAACAUGAUCUUCAAAUAGAUACAGACACGGAGGAAGAUCCGAAUUACGAGAACUUUGAUUUAACACAACCACCGAAAACACCAGAUAUUCCAUCAUUUUAUAAAUCACCAACUAAGACAACACCAACCACCGUCACGCUUGCUAUCGUUGCAGCAGAGAAACCAACGGAAGCUCGUCUACCACACAAUCCUGUCAUUCCAAAAUCACAAAACUCUCCAAAUUCGGUUAUAGCACAUUCUUGGAACCUUAAUGAACAUAAAACAGCUCGUGAUACAACAAAAAAUGUACAAAUGGAUACUGUGGAGCCUAGUGUGACGAUAGCCAGUCCAGAAAGAGUUUCCCAAUCUCAUCGAACUUCAACAUCCUCACCACCAACGUACAAACAACCUAUGUUGGGAUCCUGUAAUGUACCAAUCGCUAAUGAAACAUCACGAAUUUCAGCAGCUAGUCCAAGACCUUCGUCGAUUAACGUACAACCACUGUAUCAAAGGCUACCAGUUUCACCACAAUCUCAAAUGGUACCAAUGCGUCAAGCUUCUCCAAGAAUGCAAAACGUUUCCACUCCGUCUUCGUCAUCACCAUCGAGUAUAACGCCUGUACCACCACUCGUUCCAUCACUCGUUCCAUCAAGAAUACCACCUUUGAUAUCAUCACAAUUAUCUCCAAGAAUUCCACAACCACUGUCACCGAAUGGACAAUGGUCACGAAGUUCUACGAUGAGUCCUCACGUGUCUACCGUUGGAAAACCUUCACCACCUCCAGCUAGAAUCGCAGUGAGUGUUCCUAUUUCUGCACAUAGACCGGAAGUAACGGUACAACAGAUCUAUUCGACUGCUGCAACUCAACAACCAGUGAUUCAACACGCGGCAGGUUUGAGACCACUCAAUCCUAAUUACCCUAGAGGUGGUUUGCCGCCAUUGACAUUAAAUAUUCCACCACGUCCUUAUAUGCCAGUACCACCAUUGGCACCAGGUAUACAAGUUAAAAGUUCGAGAGAUUCAGCUGUUUUAGGCAACAAAUCUGUUAUUGAGACAUUACUUUCUGUCAAUCCAAACGAACUACCACAAAGAUUAGAGGAGCCUAAAUUAUCGCCUGCUGUUAUACCAGAAUCUACGAAUAAGGCCUCGACUUCUCCAAAAGUUCCUUCGCCUAAUCAACCACCCACGUAUAUACCAGAAACGGCUAAAAUUGAAAUUAGUGCUAGUACGUCUACUCCAGCAUUUGGAAAAUCAAGUAGCAUAACGGAAAGCAGUUCUUUACAGUCAAGAUCUCAAAAACAAAUAUCUGCGUCUGUAACAGGAGAUAACAGUGUACUUUCACCACGACCUAAACAAGAAUUAUCCAACGUACAAUUGUUAACAACUCACGUACCACAUUGUUCUACACCGAGUCCUGUAAUUAUAGCUCAUGGACAAUCCCAUAUAGUCCAUAAAUCUAUGGUACAUAGUCUAGGACCAUCCACGGUCUCUUCUUCUAAUCAAUCGUUAAUUAAAACUGUAGUACCAAUAGUAUCUCAACAAUUAACAACAACAGUACAAUCCACAACGGCCAGUGAUAAGAGCAGCAUUUCACAGACAACCACUGUUUCUUAUUCUAAUUCUCAAAAAAUGUCACCUUGUCCACCAGUAACUUCAAUUUCCAAAUCUCAUUUACCGGUUGGUCCUCCAGUUUCACAAUCGAUAAUAACCAGAGUCGUACCAACGACUGUAUCAACUGUAUCGACUACUUCGAUGUCCGAUAAUGUUCGAGAAUGCAUAGAACAACCACGUGUGGUACAACAAACAGAAAAAUCAGCGACAGAUUCUGAAGUACAAAUAGGGCAAACUGCUCAACCUAUGCAAUUAACACCACCGAUACAAUCAAGCCAACCUAUCGAAAUUACUAAACAAGAGCCGCCAGUUGAUAUAAUAAAACAAGAGGAUGCAACGUUGAAGGAAGAAAUGAAAUUUAAUAUACCAAAAACAGAAACACCUUUGGAACAAUCGUGUGAUAUUGAUAUUAAACCUAAAGAAGAAAAACAUGAAUUUGUCGAAUCAGAAAAAUUAGUAUCCAUUCCUAAGACAGAAGUAUUGAAUAUUCUCAUACCAAAACUUGAAACAGAAACAACUAUAAAAUCAGAGAUUGUAAACGAAGUGAAAGAGGAAGAAUAUGAAGAAGAGGAAGAGGAGGAAACUGUGACCAAGGAAAAUGAAGAGGUUGAAUUGGAUGAAGAACCAGUAGAAGAUCCAUUGAAAGAACCAAGUACAGAUCCGCUAGCUAUUGAUGUGUCGAAAGAAGAUCCAACUGAUAGUAAAGAAGAUAGCGAUUAUUGGUCAGCCAAGGAAGUAAAUAUAGAAAGUGUUAUAAAGAAAGUAGAUGCCUUGUGUGAUGGCGAAGGUAACGAUAAUGAAGGUAACGAUGCUGAAGAUAAUCAAGAAAAUAAUCAAGAAACUCACAAUAAUUCUGUGGAAACUGUUAAAAGUGAAUCCGAUUGGUUCCAAGCUGAAACAACCGAGGAAGAAAGUAAAAAGAACACGACAACAGCUAAUGAAGAACAAGAUGAAGGUGUUGAAACUUGUGAGGCAGAAUUAACGAGUCGUCGUCGUGGUAGAUCAAAAGCUAGACGAGGUGGUAGCAGUCGUGGUGGUGUUAGACGUGGUAGAACAACUACUGCAACUGCACACAAAAGAGGUGGAAGAGCACCAAGAGGUAACAAACAUCACGUUGCACAUAAAUUACCCUAUGCCGACGUUUACGAAUUUCAUGACGACAGCGAAGAGGAACAUCCUGGUCGUCCUCGUUUAAUUCUUACCAUUAAAUCUGGUCCUAACACAGAAUUACCAAUGGAAGACGUGGUUUCACCGGCUACCAAUACGAGAAAAUCUAGAAGGUUAGCUGAAAAAGAUGGUAGUAGGAACACGAUUGACGACGUUAUCGAAGAUGUUGUUCGUGGACCGUCAAAUAAAAAUUUUUCGAGUGGAAAUAUACAAAACAUGCAUACCACGAGAAGAAGUACAAGGCACAAUAAUGCACCGCGUAAUGUACAAACAACACAGCCUAAAGUGCAAGUUACGGAAUCUCGUAAAUCACCAAGAGGUAGUCGCAAAGCAACGAGAAGGACUUCAGAAAAUAAUGAGGAUAGCGGAGAAGAGAAAUUUAUUAAAUUGGUUGUUACCCCGCCAAAGAAAGUUGAGAAUAAAUAUGAAAGUCCUGUUGCUGAAGAAUCCAAUCUUAAAGUGGAAGAAAGUAAUCCAACUUCGACGCCACCUGAACAGAAAUCUGUAUCUCUUGAACCAACGACAUUGAUUGAUCCAGUUACAGGAAUGUUAAUAGCAAUGAGGGAAUCGGAGGAAGGUCAAUAUAUACCAGUCAGUACGUCAGCUACUCAACAACAAACUACUACCAAAACAAUUAGUGAAGGCCGAAGUACUACUGCAACAGUCAAAGAAAGUUCGAUCAAUGAAUCAUUGCAAUCAAAACCAUCGUUCGAUAAUAACAAAACAGAAAUUCAUGAAGAGCCGAAAAAAGAACAACCUAUGGAAACUGUAUCUUGUCCACCAAUACAAAAUCAAGUAAUAUCUUCGCAAGCUAGUGUUAUUACCAAACCACAAUCUCCAAUGGUUCAAACUUCUUCUACCAUUACAGUCGUGCCGUCAUCUACGACAUGUACGACUGUGACAACGAUGUCAACGAUACCUAGCGUGACUCCAUCGCAACCAAUAUCAACUACUGUUACACAGAAUAAACCUACGAGUUUGAAAGCUCAUGUAUUGAAUGCUAGUAAAUUAUCAACACAACAACAACAACAACAAAUUGUUAUUACAAAGCCUGUAGUUCCAACAUUACCAAACCAGACAGUUGUUCAAAAUAUUAUAAAACAACCGGCUCAAGCGAUACAAAGUCUUCAUUUGCAAAUUCCUGGUGGCAGAGUAGUCUCGCCCAAUUUGAGUCCAUGUACUAAACAAGUUAGUUCAGGAAAUACGAAACAAGGACAACCAAUGUCACCAGUGCUUAAUAAUACGGGUGUACCACCAAAUCCUAAGCAACAUCUUCUGCAGGCAGCGAAACAACAACAACAACAACAACAGCAACAACAACCAUCCACCAUAAUAAACAUGUCUCAAAAAUUACCGAUCAACGUUCAUCCAGCCAGUGUUGUAUCUGCACCAGCUCAGAGAAUACAUCAUCCAGUUUCUCAACCAGUAACAGCUAAAGGUAUCAAUGGGCAACCACAUCCGCUCAAUCCAAAGGCUCAUUUAUUACAAGCAGUAGUACCAACAAUGGUAACUGGAGCAGUUGCAAGUCCUCCAACACAACCACAUCUUGUUGGUCCUCAGACUGUUCCAGCACCUGUAGGCUGUCCACGUCCACCUGGACCGAAACCUCAGGUAACUGGUACUAUGGAACCUCCUAAAGUAGAAGUCUCUAUGUCUGGUUGCAUUAUGGUACCCAGUGCAAGUCCUCAGAGUCGCGGAGUACCAAUACCAACUUAUGAUGCAUCUAUGCAUGGGAGUGCAGGUACUGCUCCAUCACCAGGUGCCCAAUAUAGUCUUGUACCUCCACAUCGUGCUCAGAGUCCACCAUUACCUCCACCUGCUCAUCAUCAUGCUAAUGCAUCACAGAGUGACGUCAUUGUUAAUCAUUAUGGUGGAUUAUCACGUACUACUGAGUUACCACCUCCACAUUACAUGCAUACACAAGUUUUACAAUAUCAAUUAUUACGUGCCCAACAAGAAGCUUUAACACCACGUAUAGCUUAUCAUAUUCCAGGAACAAGAUCACCUCAUUUGCCAUUAGAUCCCAAACUAGAAACUGGUAUAGAAGAUAGUCACAGUCCACCUUUGGAAUUAAGAAGAAAUACUAGAACUACUCAAGAACGUACAACAGAUAGUCCACAAGUUGCACAAGUUUACAUGCUUCAUGGAAGUACGCGAUUACCACCGCCACCACCUCAAUAUAACGCCGGAAGUAAUCCAUCUUUGGCUGCACCAACUACAACAAGAGGAGGUUAUUACGAGCCACCACCUGCUCAUAUACGUUCUCAAUAUCCUAUGCCUGCUAGCGAGGCUCCUACAGACAAUGAUAUUGCACCUGACAGACCAAAAAAACAUCAGGUGGUAACACCACCUCACGCAUCACAAAUACCGCCUCAAGCAGAUUCAUUUCAAAUGUUACUUCAACGUUAUCCCGUUAUGUGGCAAGGUUUGCUUGCCCUUAAGAACGAUCAAGCUGCAGUACAAAUGCAUUUCGUUUUUGGUAAUCCUAAUGUAGCUAGGGAAAGCUUACCUUGUAACAAUGACGGUUCUACUCCACCAUUGCGUAUCGCACAAAGGAUGAGACUCGAACCAACUCAAGUAGAAGGUGUGGCGAGAAAAAUGCAGACUGAUAACGAACAUUGCAUGUUACUCGCAUUACCGUGCGGACGCAACGAGGUAGAUGUAUUACAGCAAAGUAAAAAUCUUCAAACCGGAUUUAUCAUGUAUCUGCAACAAAAACAAGCCGCAGGAAUUGUUAACAUCGCUGCUCCAGGUUCACAACAGCCCGCAUACGUGAUACAUAUAUUCCCAUCGUGCGACUUCGCAAACGAGAGUUUAGCGCGCAUAGCACCGGAUUUGCUUCAUCGUGUCUCCAAGAUCUCCCAUUUGCUUAUCGUCAUUGCCACGGUUUGAGACUGGACAUCAUUUUGUAUGAACAAAUUAUAUCUUAUUGGUAUAUUUUCUACCUAAUUUUGCGCACCAUGAGUUGGGAUGCUACACGUAAGAACUGAAAUAUAUGGCAUGAAGCCUUCUGAGGUAUUCCAGUCAUGUGCAGAAUUUCUAAAAAGAUAAGAAAAUGGAGAAAAAGGGAUAGAAAA
Polistes dominula (European paper wasp) is the source of this 14941-nucleotide messenger RNA. RefSeq lists its product as uncharacterized. Gene Ontology annotation, molecular function: RNA binding. NCBI's taxonomy places the organism in Eukaryota, Metazoa, Arthropoda, Insecta, Hymenoptera, Vespidae. The record is from RefSeq and is a predicted model, not a curated record.